This is a messenger RNA of Anthostomella pinea, 819 nucleotides long. The record is from the annotation of a GenBank genome assembly. Lineage: Eukaryota; Fungi; Ascomycota; Sordariomycetes; Xylariales; Xylariaceae.
AUGGCUUCCUCUCAUGGUAGCGAAACGCCCCCCAGCCCUGUCAACGAUGACGAUGCAGAGCAGGAGUUCAACUGGGCUGCGGUCAUCCCGCCCCCCAGUGCCCAACACGCAGUCUCCGAAGCCCUCACGGCCACACUCCUAGACGUAAUCCCGUCCAUCGCGCAAAAUGCUGUGAUGGCUUCAUUCGAGGCGACUUCGCUGUGGGCAUCUCAGGAUGUCGUCCGUCCCAUUCUUCAUGCAAGUCUGCAGGCAGCACUUACUACCGCCGUCGGUGAGCACGUCAGGCUUGCACUAGAGCGAUCAGCACCAGCAUUUGCCGCCGCCCUCGCGCCUUCUCAAGGGCGCCCGCAGCAGACUGGAGAGCAACCCUCAAAUGAGGUUGCCAGAACUCCGGCAGCCAGGGACUGCGUCUGUCCCGAAUGCGACAAGCAGAUGAGCCGCGGCUCGUGGUUCGAUCACAUCCGACAAUGCCACAUCGGCCCCAGAUGCCUGUGGCGCGGAUGCGCAGCACAGCACGAAGAUAUGGACGACGGUGUCCUGCGACGACACCUGCGACGUCACCGCACUGAGCAACUGGCGGCUCACCCACCCCAAGAGGACGACGGGCGGCAUUACUGUGGAUGGCCCACGUGUACUAAGUCAUACGGCAGCAAGGACAGGGCGGAGCGCCAUCUCUUUGAACACCAGGUCACUAUCCGACGUGAUGGCGACCCGGCGCUCAAUGCCAAGUACAACGCCAACGAGGAAGCGAAGGGUCUCGUAAAGGGAGAUGGGGUCACACUUGGGGAACAGGAAGGAGAAGACGACAACGAGUCGUGA